AUGGGAAAUACACUGGUCAUUGCCGAUUUCAACUAUUUUGAAGACAGGCCUCAUGAUGCUGCUACAGAGCACCGCCUACGAGUCAAUCAUCAGAUACAUGAACGUUUCCGAAUUAGAGAUAACAAUAACCCUCUUGAUAUGAGCAUAACUGAGUUUGUAAAAUUGUAUCGAAUCCCACAGCAUGAUGCAGUGGACUUGUGCAAUAUUUUAAGACAUUAUGUGCCUCAACGCUCCAGCCCUCAUCAAACUCCGUUAUUUAGAAAGCUUUUGAUUGCUUUAUCAUUUUAUGCAUGUGGGUCGUACCAGAGGAUGCUAGGAAGGUCCAUUGAUGCCGCUGUGUGUCAGACCACAGUAAGUCGAUGUGUUAGAGAAAUAACAACAGCUCUAAACCAUCCGGAAGUUUUGAGCAACUUCAUCAAGUUCCCUGUGACUCAACAGGAACGACUCGAAGUGAUACAGAGGAAUGAUCAGUUGGGCAUGCCCCGUGUCCUGGGUGUAAUGGAUGGUUUCCUAGUGAGGCUCUCCAAUCUCCCCCGGGACAAUGAAAGGCAGAGCUUUUAUGGUCGGAAGGGGUUCCUUGCCCUGAAUAACCAAAUUAUCUGUGACGCAGACCUAAACAUUCUAAAUGUAGAUGCCAGAUGGCCUGGAUCACUGACAGACAAUUUGAUUUGGGAAGCUUCUGCGGCUAGAAAUGUUGUGGAGCAGGCAUAUUGGGAAGACAGGUGUUGGUUGUUAGGAGAUAAUGGGUACUUCACAGCACCCUGGCUUCACGUGCCUCUUCCCCAUGCAGAACCAGGCACCCCAGAGUUUAUAUACACACAAUUGCACUGCCGCUGCCGAAAUGUUGUGGAAAGGUGUAUAGGCAUUUUGAAGGCUAGGUGGAGGUUACUCUGCUGUGAUCGCUGUAUCAACUAUAGAGAUGCCACCUAUGCAGGUAUGAUGGUGAAUGCUUGCUGUGUCUUACACAACUUUUGCAACAGAAGAAGAGUUCCCAAUCCUGAUCCUCUUAUAGAAGAUGAUGUGUACGUACUCCCCGAGGUUGAAGAUCUUCCCAUGGAUAUGAAUGUUUUUGAGAGGGGUAGGCAAGAAUUGCAGUACCUCAUCAAUUAUGCUAAUCAAAGGCAUUGA
Frankliniella occidentalis (western flower thrips) is the source of this 1128-nucleotide messenger RNA. RefSeq names its product putative nuclease HARBI1. The coding region runs from base 1 to 1128 and encodes 375 amino acids. Lineage: Eukaryota; Metazoa; Arthropoda; Insecta; Thysanoptera; Thripidae. The transcript is spliced from 6 exons. The record is from RefSeq and is a predicted model, not a curated record.